AGCCUCAGCCUCUGCCACUGAAGCCCGUGGAGGGACGACGGGAAACUGAACUGGGGACGCGCAGGCGCACUAACUAGGGUGGCUCUUCUCUUUUCUCUCUCAUAUUCUUCGCCCUCAUUUGCAGCGUCUUGCUAGUUGGUGGUGUUGGUCGUGGAAGCAGAUGGGAAAUUAGGACUGAACUAAAGUGACUUGCCCAAGGAAACUGAGCCUGUGCUGGUCAUAGAUUACAGAAUUAUGGAAAACGAAGGCAACGUUGAGGAUGUCAAAACACCAUAUACGGUGGAAGGUGGAUGUGUUAUUCAGCAGCCAGUUCAGGAGGAGCUUAUCUUUCAAGAGGAAACCAUUGAUCUUGGAGGAGAUGAGUUUGAGUCUGAAGAAAAUGAGACUAUCUCAGAAGAUUCUAAUAACUUCAUAGAUAAACUUAACGAGCACAUGAUGGAGAGUGUCAUUAUAUCAGAUUCUCCAAAUAAUAGUGAAGACGAUGCUGGUGAUCUUGGUUGUCUGCAAGAAAUUGUAAAGCAAAUGGAAGUGAGAGACAUUCAUGCAGCAGCAGGAGAGGUAGGGAAAGAAGCUAUUAGUAAAGAGAGUGGACCUGAACCUGAAGGUGCCCUGAAAGAUAUUUCUGAUAUUGAAAUUGAUGAUCAAUCUUCUUUAAAAGAAGAGUUGAUUCAGGAAGCAGCAAAAGAUGAACUGAAAGUGGAGAGUGAUGAACUGCUUAGCUCUGCACCAAACAGUAUUGGUGCAGAAUGCAAACCUGAAGAAAAUAUAUCUUUGCCGCUUGCUAGUAAAUCACCUGUGGAUUCUGAGCCUAUUCCUGUGUGUACCAUUUUUAGCCAAUCAAACAUGAAUGGUCAACAACUCGUCAAUGGUCAGUUCCUACAUGACGGUUUUGAGCCUCAAAUGGUGAAGUCACCUAGCUUUGGUGGUGUAAGUGAGACUCCAGUAAAAACUCAUCCUCAGGUGGUUCAACCAAGUCCUAGCCUAAGCAAGUUUUUUGGCGAAGCCAUUAAUACUAAUACACUAGCUUCUGAUUUUUUUGAUUCAUUUACUACAUCCUCAUUUAUUUCUGUCAGUAAUCCUAAUGCAAGCUCAUCUGUACCAGAACAAAUGUCUUCUCUUGUAAUAGCGGGGGAGUCCCAUGACUCGGCUGACCGUAAAUACCCAGCAAAAAAUGGAAGAUCUGAAGCUGGGAGAUCUGCAUCUUCUCCAGAAAUAUCGCAAUCUCCAAAGCCGUUCUCACAGAUUCAAGCUGUUUUUCAAGGCAGUGAUGAUCCUUUUGCGUCAGUACUGAACAUGAGUGAGAUAGACAGAAGAAAUGAUGCUUGGCUUCCUAGUGAGGAAACAAGAAAUGUGUUGAUUUCAGUAGCCACACAGCAGUAUAGUGGUGUUUUCAUAGACAAAGAUAAUCUUACAAUGCCUGGAUUAAAAUUUGACAACAUUCAGGGAGAUGCAGUGAAAGACUUAAUGCUCCGCUUCCUUGGUGAACAAGCUGCAGCAAAAAGACAAGUUCUAAAUGCCAACUCUGUAGAUCAGUCUUUUGUAGGCUUGAAGCAGCUGAUAAGCAGCAAAAACUGGAGAGCAGCAGUUGACUUAUGUGGUCGACUUCUGACAGCCCAUGGUCAAGGCUACGGCAAAAGUGGCCUACCUACAAGUCAUACCACAGACUCUCUGCAGCUGUGGUUUGUAAGACUAGCACUCCUAGUGAAACUGGGUCUUUUCCAAAAUGCUGAAAUGGAAUUUGAACCAUUUGGAAACCUAGACCAGCCUGAUCUUUAUUAUGAAUAUUACCCCCAUGUCUACCCAGGACGCAAAGGUUCCAUGGUUCCUUUUUCCAUGCGGAUUUUGCAUGCUGAACUUCAGCAGUACCUAGGAAAUCCUCAGGAGUCCCUUGAUAGACUGCACAGUAUGAAAACCAUCUGUACAAAGAUACUAGACAACUUGGAACAUGGCCUAGCAGAAGAUGGAAGCAUGACUAACAUUACACAGGAGAACAGACAAGCCUCCGUUCAGCUGUGGAGGUCACGUCUGGGCCAGGUGAUGUACUCCAUGGCAAACUGUCUGCUAAUGAUGAAGGACUAUGUGCUUGCUGUGGAGACAUAUCACACAGUCAUCAAAUAUUACCCAGAGCAAGAGCCUCAGCUGUUGAGUGGAAUUGGAAGGAUUUUCCUGCAGAUUGGAGACAUAAAAACGGCGGAAAAGUAUUUUCAAGAUGUCGAAAAAGUGACUCAGAAAUUGGAUGGACUGAAGAACCAAAUUAUGGUUUUAAUGAACAGGAAAGAAAUCUCACUGAACGCAGUGGAACUUCCUUCUGAUGAAACCCUAAACAUAAGAUUGGGCUGGAAAGGGUUCUUUGGAAAAGGCCACUUCAUUCACUACAUCUUUAGCUAUCUUCUGAAGGAGCACUUACUUUAUUAUUCCAGAGCAUUUCUCCAUCUUGGUCAGAAUAACUUUGCAGAAGCGCACAGAUUCUUCACAGAGAUUCUGAAGAUUGACCCAUCAAAUGCUGUGGCUAACAACAAUGCUGCUGUUUGUCUGCUUUAUCUGGGAAAACUGAAGGAUUCUCUCCGGCAGCUGGAAGGAAUGGUUCAGCAGGAUCCUAAACACUACCUCCAUGAGAGUGUUCUUUUCAAUUUGACAACUAUGUAUGAACUUGAAUCCUCUCGCAGCAUGCAGAAGAAGCAGGCUCUGCUUGAGGCUGUGGCUGUCAAAGAGGGUGACAGCUUCAACACUCUGUGUCUCAAGUUAGGAUAAGCCCUUUUUCUGUUUUGGAAAAGCUCAUUUUCAGAAGUUGUAUAUACUCCUUCUAAUCUGUAAAUGUUCCUCUAGCAAGUGCAAUAAAAAGCUUUUUAAUUAUGAA
Messenger RNA from Hemicordylus capensis (graceful crag lizard), 2857 nucleotides. It is a transcript of the gene TRAPPC12, whose product is annotated as trafficking protein particle complex subunit 12. Gene Ontology annotation, molecular function: protein binding. The record is from RefSeq and is a predicted model, not a curated record. The transcript has 14 exons. NCBI's taxonomy places the organism in Eukaryota, Metazoa, Chordata, Lepidosauria, Squamata, Cordylidae. The coding region runs from base 235 to 2751 and encodes 838 amino acids. Gene Ontology annotation, cellular component: Golgi apparatus; TRAPP complex.